AUGCAAUAUAACAUUUGUUCAGCAUAUUUUAUCCGACCACAAAUAAGUUAUAAAAAUAUUACCGACAUAUCCGAUGUAAAUGAAUUUUCUAUGAAUAUAGUUUCAGUUAACGAUCAAACUUUUGAGUUGAUACAAGAUAAAUAUGAUAUUUUUGAUAAUAUAAAAAAAGGAGAAAUCAUUUCACCUGGAAUCUCAACAGUUACUGCUUAUCUUUCACCAAAACAAACAUUUAACGGUAUCUUCCUUAAUUUUCGGUCAACAAGCAGAUCUCACAUAUUUUCAAAUUGGGAUGGUAUUUUUAAUAGCAACCAACCUGACGGAACUACAAAUUGGGACCCUAUUUUUAAUAGUAAUGGACUGCAAGUAUCUUCAAAUUGGGUAACAAACAAUGUACAGAAAGUUCCACAACAACCUACAACAAACUUUUUAUUAACUACCCCAUCAAAUUAUCAAAUAAUUUCAGCAAACAAUAUACCGCCAUAUAGACGACAAACCCCUCAGUUUAUUUCAAGCCAACCUGAUAUUCGGUCACAACAACAAUCGUCACAAAAUAAUUUAAAUCAAUUAUACAACAACUUAAAGGAAAUUUGUGGUACAACUUUAGUUUCUACUCAACUGGUUUUUGGUGGAAAAGAGUCUACAAGAGGUGCAUGGCCAUGGCUGACUGCACUUUAUAAAAUUUCUUUGAAUAAAUUUAUUUGUGGUGGUAGUUUAAUAUCAAGAUCAACAGUUUUAACAGCUGCACAUUGUUUUGGAAAUGAUACAAAUUUAGAAAAUUAUUUGAUGGGUAUUGGAGUACAUAAUCUAAUAGAAAACAAUGAUAAAGAAUCUUUAUAUUUAAGAUUAAAACAAAUUUUUUUACAUGAUAAUUAUAAUCCUUAUAGAACACGUAUUGAUGGUGAUAUUGCAAUUGCAAUAUUAGAAACUGAAGUAAAUUUUAGCAAAUUUAUUCGUCCGAUAUGUUUAUGGAAUAAUCCAAAUGAACUUAUAAAUCAAGAAAGUGUAAUAGCUGGUUGGGGUUUAGUAGAUUAUCAAAAUUCAUCAAAUAUACCAAGAUAUGUUGAAACAAAAAUUGUUUCACAUGUUGAUUGUUUAACAUCACAUCCACAUUUUAAUUUAAUAUUUUCAAAUACAACUUUUUGUGCUACUGGACUUUAUAAAUCUAGUGGACCAUGUACUGGUGAUUCUGGUGGUGGUUUAAUAAUCGAAAAACAUGGUAAAUGGUUUUUGAAAGGAAUAAUAUCAGAAGGAAUUGCUCAUGCAAUAAAAAUAUGCGAUUUAAACAAUUAUGUUGUAUAUACAGAUGUACCGAAAUUUAUAAAUUGGAUUGAA
Molecule: messenger RNA, 1332 nt
Organism: Condylostylus longicornis
Lineage: Eukaryota; Metazoa; Arthropoda; Insecta; Diptera; Dolichopodidae
Product: serine protease gd-like
Exons: 3
Biological process (GO): proteolysis
Molecular function (GO): serine-type endopeptidase activity
Source: RefSeq, a predicted model, not a curated record